Messenger RNA from Patella vulgata (common limpet), 9803 nucleotides. Its product is annotated as stromal interaction molecule 1. NCBI's taxonomy places the organism in Eukaryota, Metazoa, Mollusca, Gastropoda, Patellidae. The transcript has 15 exons. Bases 335 to 2443 code for a protein of 702 amino acids. Gene Ontology annotation, cellular component: endoplasmic reticulum; plasma membrane. Gene Ontology annotation, molecular function: calcium channel regulator activity; protein binding; calcium ion binding. The record is from RefSeq and is a predicted model, not a curated record. Gene Ontology annotation, biological process: intracellular calcium ion homeostasis; store-operated calcium entry; activation of store-operated calcium channel activity.
UCCACCUUUGUUCAUUAUAUUUCUAAUAGACCACGACGUAUGUCGACAUUUGGUUUGGAAACACCAUCAUAAAGAAACUUUUUAUUAAAUAUCUGUUUCAAUGUAAAACGGAUUUUCAGGGGGAGGAAAGGUAACAGUAAAUAACCCAUGAGGAAACCAUUGGAGGGAAGCCAUGAAUUUACAUUGGAGUCGAUGCAGUCGGUGACACAAUAUAACGGAAUAUUUGUUUCCUUAAAAGGUGUUUGAGAAAAUCGAGAUGUCUAAGUGAUAAAUGAUUCAUGCAUCAACAGUUUUAACUUCAUUUUGACGUCUUUAAGUAUUGUAGACAACGAAAAUGAAUCCUGGAAGUGUGAAUUUUCUAACACCGAUGACACUGUCAUUAUCGGUUCAAAUGACAUUAAAUGUGACUUUUCUGUUGUCCCUAUUAUUAGGUGUUUGUGUAGGAAGUUCUGGAACAUUAGGACUGGUAGGCGAUCUCCCCGAAGGAACUUCUGAUCUGGGACCUAUUGUAUAUGAUUGUGAAGAACAUGAUGAUCAGUUUGAUCAAUGUCAGAAAGAUAAAGUUGGUUAUGAGGCAAUCGUGGCAUUACAUACUCUGAUAGAUGAUGAUAAGAAUGGUAAUGUUGAUCUACAGGAGAGUGAUGAGUUUUUACGGGAUGAGCUACAGAUGACAGAUGGCCAUGAAAAACAACAGAAAUUUCAUGGUAAUGAUAAGCUAGUUACUGUUGAUGAUCUGUGGAGAAUAUGGCGAGGGUCUGAAGUGUAUAAUUGGACUGUAGAUGAUGUAUUAGUAUGGUUGGAUGAACAUGUAGAUUUACCAGAAUAUUCAGAAAAAUUUCGAGCCAAUAAUAUAGAUGGUCAGGCUCUACCCAGAUUAGCGUGUAAUAAAUCUCCAUUUAUGUCAGUAAUCGGUAUUAACAACAUUGUACAUAAACAGAAAUUAUUUCUUAAAGCCAUGGAUUUAGUUUUAUUUGGCACUCCAAAAAAGGUUCACAAUUAUGUAAAAGAUGUGGUGUUGUUGACGUCACUGGUGGUAGCUAUUGGGGGAUGUUGGUUUGCGUACAUGCAUCAUCGGUACUCUCAACAGCAUGUCCAGAAACUCAUGAAAGAUCUAGAAUCUCUACAAAAAGCAGAAGAGGCAUUGCAGGAAUUACAAGAAAAGUUACAUAUAACAGAGGGUGAUAAUUUAUCAUCAUUAGCUGGUCAUUAUCAAGAUUCAUCUAUGAACAAUGCAAGAACUAAAGAGCCACAUGAAGAGACAGCAGAAGAAAUAUCACGUUUUAAGAUAGCAGAGGCGGAGUUAGAACAGGUCCGCUCUGCCUUGCGUCGAGCUGAGAAAGAACUUGAACACGAGAGUAAAUGGUCUGCACCAUCACAGUUACAGUGCUGGCUACAAUAUACUUUUGAAGUGGAACAGAUUCAUUUUAACGCUAAACGUCAUGCAGCCGAACUUCAACUACAGUCAACCAAAGAAAAUUGUGAAAGAAUUAAGAAAAGAAACAAAGCUUUCUUUGGAUCAUUACGAAUGGCUCAUAGUACUUCAUUAGAUGAUAUCGAUCAACAAAUUUUAAAUGCUAGGGCCUCACUAGCUGAAGUAAAGAAUGAUUUACAAGAAAGAUUACAGAGAUGGUCAGCUAUAGAACAGAUGUGUGGUUUUCCUAUCAUGACAAACCCAGGUAUGCCAACUUUAAAACAACUAUUAGAAAGAGAAGUUAGUCAAGGACAAUAUGGAGCAUUACGGGCAGCUAAUCUAGGCCCGGUUGGUGUUGAUGAUGCUGAUGAAGAUUUGCCGCCAUCAUACCCAGCAGCAUUAUUAAGCAGCAGUAAGUCAUGUAACGGCUUUAUUAUACGACCAAAAACAUUUUCAGUGACAGACAGAAAGUGUAAUAAAUUUCGUUCUCAAUCUCUAUGUGGAGACAUUUUAACUCCUCCAAAGUAUAAAACCACUCGUUCUAAAAGUCAUCACACUAUUGGUCUACAGUCGCAUAAAAAGCAUGGAAUGGGUAGCCAAGGAUCUUUAAGUCGCGUUGGAUUAAGUCGAGUCAAUCACACGAACGGAACCUCCAUGACACCUGAAUCUGCUAGUCCUAAUAAUGGCCAUGGACCUGUUUUAUUUAAUUUGGGAGACAAUACUCCAUCUCCACAGCCAGAUCUGAUUGGACAGAUGGUAGCUAAUUAUCAUAAUAAUGGAUCAUCAAACUUUGUGCCUAGUCAUGGAAAGGCUCUCAAACAUUCUCAAUCUUACGAUUUAGCAUCCUCGGCAUCUGAGUCUAGUUUGACAAGUUUAACAGAUAAGCGCAGUCAAUCAAGCUCUGCUCUAAAACACUUGUCUACGAGUCCAAUUCCAGAAGACCUUGCACUUUACUCAGAUAAUUCCCUUAAAAAAGAUAAGAAAAAGAAACCAACAUUUUUAAAAAUGUUUAAAUCGAAAGUGAAGAAAUAAUGUUUUGAAAUAAUUGUGGUAGAAAUCUUCAUCAACACCUAUAUGAAAGCCAAAUUGUCCUUUCCUGAUUAUUAAUAAAAGUCAUCGAUAUGAUGUUGUGCCUUGUAAGGUUAUCAUAAUCAACCAAAACAAAUAUCACAGAGAUUAUCACAUCAACGCAAGUUUUCAUUUAAGGAUACCCGUAACAACUGAACUUGUGUAGCAACUACAGUAUUUAUUUCCUGAUACAUCUACGCAAAGCAAAACCAAAGCAAAAUUAUAGAAAAAUAUUGCAAUUAGUUGGAAAAGAUUUUAACACUUGAAAUGUUCCUGAAUAAGGCGAAGGUUGACUUGGCUCCUGACAGUGUUGCAGUGAAGCCCUUUAGUACAUGUAUAAUAAAUAGGGGACCCCUGUGUCAGCAUUAUAGUGAAGCUCUAGUGUAAUGAUAUUGUAGUAAGAUAUACCCCAAAAUAGUCCCAUAAAAUUGUUUAUUAAAAAUGGAUAUGAAAACCAUUGCACAGUACAAUAUUUGACAAAUAAGAAUCAAGCUUUUUAAACACGUAUGUAACUCUGAUUUGAGUGGAUGUAUUUUUAGUGUUGUGGUCGCCGAUUUAUAACAAACCUGACAAAACCCAUGACCCAAGCAGUGUAUACCUUCGUAAUAAAUUUAUUGACAGCUCCCUUAAGAAUUUUACAGUAUUCUUGAAUCAGGACAAAUGUAUUGGAUGUUCACACUGUAGCUUUCAUCACUGCUAUUAUUAUUGGUUGAUUUUAAUAACUUUUUCCAUGUUGAGUGUGGUGUGGAAUUGGAAUUUGUUAGCCAUUGCCUCCAGAAUAGUAUAUAGAUUUGUUGUUUCGUCUUGUCUUCCGCUGGGGUGCAAUUCUCCUCUUUGCUUUGUAGUUGAAAUAUUGAUUGUUUCCAGGUACACAAUUGAUUAAUCUGUUAGACUGUCUAAAGUUUAAACAUUUCAAAGAAGGAUCUUUCUAAUGACCAAAUUAUUGAAAUAAAAUUUAAGACAUGAUAUAUAUAAAUUUUUCUUCAAAGUUUGGAUAUAUUUUUAAAUCGAUGAUUAUAUUAUAAACUACCCACCUUGAUGUGCUGAAUUACUUGAUUCAUUCUUAAUAAAUUUACAAAAUUAUUGUCCUAAUAAUCCACAUGUUUUAGGCAUGUUUGUGAAGUAGCAGAGUGCUUUAAAUUUAGAUACAUGUACUGAUUGUCAAAGCUAAGAAACAGAUUUUAUAACUCGAGGGUGGUAUUUUGUAGACUAAAUAAAAACACACAAACGAAACUAAAGCUGUUUCUUGUGUUCAUAAAAAUACUGAAUUAUGCAUCUUUUGUAUGCAUGCAGAGAAUGUCAUCCAUUUUUCUGUUUAUUCUUCUCACAAGUUUGUUGGUGAACAAUCUUGUUUGAGAAAAAUGAGUAAUAUGUUGAACGAUUUUUAGUUUAAGAAAAAAUGCCAUAUGAUUCAGGUUUUUUUGUGUGUUUUUUUUAAAAAAAGUAUCAGUUAAUCUAUACAAUGAACAUUGUAUUUAAAAUGGUUUCAUUUCUGUGUUUUAUAAAACAAAGGGUCCCCCAUUGUAUCUAAUACAAAAAAUUCCUUGGAAUAAUAUUAAGCUUUGUUUGUGAUAUUUGUAUCAUAGCUGACUAAUGUAUAAAUAUAAGUGAUGUAAAUAAUUUGUAAUGGUACCCAAGCAUAAAUUCCUUUUUUCAUUUAUGUCUUGUGAUAUUUUUUGUGUGUGUUUAGUUAUGCUUUUUGUUAUUGGUUUACAUAAUUCAUUUUCAUUACAACUGUGGCUAUGAAAGGUUGUAGGGGCAUUAUUAAUGCCAAAUGGUACUGCACCUUGCUUUAUUAGUUCUGAGAAAUUCAAUUGUUUGAAAUGAAUGACGGUCGACGGAUGAGUUCAUCAGGUUUAUUAAAUUAUAUUACUUGUGUUCUCAGAAGAUGCAUGUUAUGCCCCAUAGUGACAUUAGGGAAAGUGAAUUCUGUCUAAGCCUGACGUUACUGCCUCUUUUGUUUUCAAGUCCCAGAUAUAGCACUUGUAAUCAAGGUUUUUAUUGUAAAAUACGGUUAGAUGUUGUAUAUUUAGAAUAGUUAAAAAUAUUGUGUAUUAUGACGUGUACAUUUCAGUAUAGCAUUUUGACUAGUCACAUCUUCUUUAUGCCAUCAUUGAUGUUAUAUAAUCCAUAUUAUUCUUUCACAAAAUAUACUGUAUUCAUAAAUUACAAAUGAAUUUCAUGCUGUAUUUUGGUUGAAAUUAUGGGCCUGAUAUUUUUUUUAAAUAAUAUAAUAUCUUUAAGUAGUCUAUUUUUUAUAAUAAUUCAUUAAUGUUAUUGUAGUAGUUAUUAUGCACAAUUGUUUAUUCUCAAGUUUUCUUUGAAUAUUUAUGUAACCUUUGCCUCCUCAUGAGGUCUAAUUGACUAAAAUUUGACUAGUCAAGAUGACUAAUAAUUAGUUUCUGUAUAAACUGUAUAAUUGUAUGAAUUGUUAUUGCAAUAUAUGUUAUUAAAUUAUCAAAAACUUCAUAUCAUUGUUUAAUAAACAAAUUGUAUAUAAGUGUAUUGUAAUUGAUGUGUAUAUUAUAGGAUCUUUGUUUGAUGUAUUUAGUUCAUGGCACUAUUAGAAUAUACAUUUAUUGUUAUCUUGGGUUUUUAUUUUAAGUACUGCCUCCUAUUUCUUUCCUAAUAGAUAUUUAACCAGUGUGAUACAUCUAUGUAUGUAGAAUCUCAUUUACUAUGUAUUACUGUUGAAUUAUCACCUAUAGACUACAUAGAUACUGUGAAUUUUCACCUGUAGACUACAUAGAUACUGUUGAAUUAUCACCUAUAGACUACAUAGAUACUGUUGAAUUAUCACCUAUAGACUACAUGCAUGUAGAUACAUUUAUAUCUUGAAUAAUUUUGUUUAUGAGACCUUGUAAAAAUGUAGGCUCCCCAAUCCUUUCCUAUCACUAUAUUAAUAUAUUAAUUUUUCCUUGAUUGUUUUAAUUUUAGAUUAAUUAAUUUGUUUUCUCUAAAUUUUCAUUUGUGUACAUGUAUUGAGCAUAGUGUUAGACUAUUUUUUGGUAAUCUGCCCCCCCCCCCCCCAAAUUUUUGUAUCAUGAUAUUGGGCACAAAUAUGUUUUUUGGUGGGUUUUUUUUCUCUCUUUAUGAGUUAGUCAUUAUAUUAUGCUUUACCUACCACCACAAGGAAAACCAGUUAAAACUAAUUAAACUAUUCUUCAAUGUGAACAAGUCAUUAGAGGGGUCAGGGCCGGAAAAAAAAAUCCUGUGUCAAACUGGUUAAGAGAUAGGUUAUUUACACCAGGAACUGAAAAUACACAACAAGCAGAAUAACCUUAUCAGACGCUCAAAUUUCAAAACCUGUUUUGCUUUAAAAGCAUAUAUUGCAUUUCAUGUUUCUUUGUGAGUGUCACUGCAUAUUUUAUUCUAGAUUGUUGUUUUCGAAUCUGGUCUAAUUUGGGGCUGGGGUUUCCCCUGAAAUAUGUGUUCUACAUAUAGAAUAUGGAGGCCCUCACUUUAUGUACUAUAAAUCUGGUCUCCUAUGUUACACAUCAAUGAAAAGAUAUCUUAGGUUGUCUAACAUCGUUUUAUAUGUGGUAAUAGGGUAGUUUCUAAUUUGUACUUUUUUUUAUUGAAAUUGGAAAAAAAGUCCUGUAUAAGUUAUAAAUAUAGAAAACCUUACUUAGAUUUGAUGUUAUGAAAUAUGUCAGUCAUUCAGUCUACCUCAGUGGUAAUAAAAUAAUUGAUAAAAUAUGUAAACUUCAAACUCACAUCAGUAAAGCAAAAAUCAAUUAGUUUUGAUUAUUGAUAUGUGUAACUGUGGAAAUAAUAAAUCUCGGGGCUGUGCAUGACUGCUUUUGAUAUAUAUUUCAAUGUAUGUAUUUCUGUAUUUGUAGCAUUGAGGGUUCUCUUUGAUCAUAUAUCAGAUAACACAUAUCUUUAAUAUAAAUUAUAGGAUAUUUAAACAUACAUUAUGCAAGAACUAAAUCUGCCUAUUGCAGGUCUUUCUUUAGGCCUGAAAUUUUUAUAUAAACUAUUAAUUAGACUUUUAUUAACAUGACAAGACCAUAAUCAACUCUCGAUUCCAUUGGAUAUCUCAAAUAUUAAGUAGAUUAGAACGGUUAAGCCAUAUUUUGAUUUCAUUUAAAAAUGGUGAAUCGAGGCUAAGCUUCGAAUAACCAGUGUGUUGGUUGCAAUUAAUGCACACAUCUUGUCAAACUGUCAAAAGCUAAUAUCUUGGCUCGCGAUGGAGCAAUUUGAAUGAAAUUUUCAAUAAAUUCAUUUUGUAUUAUCUAUUUUCGAACUAUAAUGGUAAGAAUGGCAAGCUCUUUAUCUAAAUCUUACAUAAUGUAUCUUUAAUGUAAGAUGUAUACAUAAACUUAUCAAUGAAUAAUAAUAAAAUGAAAAUACACCUUUUACAAAUUAAAGGGUAAAUAAAACUCUCAGUAAAACCUCAAUAUUUAGGGCUCCAUACUUUUGUUUUAACCUCUAGGGAGCCGAGUUUGUGGCAGUGGAAGCCUACAAUACAAAUAACUGCAAGACAUUUCAUGUGGAUUGUCAACAGUUUUAAGCUAAACCUAAUAACACAUAACUUUUUCAGACAAGGAUGAAAGUUGCUACAUUAACUGGGUAAAUAAACAGAAGUGACAAAUUUCCUCAUCUCUGGAGGAGGUGCGUGUUAUCAGUUCAAAUUUGGGACAGCAGAGUAAAUUUUGGGUGAAUUGUUGUAAUUAAACCAAUCUUACAUGCAAUUGUUCUGUUGUGUAAGAAUGUAAGCUUUCACAUACUCUGAAUGAAUGGUUAAAGCAGCUAAACCUCUUUAAUAUAGGUCAAAAGUCAUUUGAUGUCAGUGUGGUUAGUGAUUGCACAAGUUUUAUAUAAUCAAAUAUAUGUUUGGAAAGUUAAAGUUGGUUAUACAUUUUUGUUUUGAAAGAUAAAGUGGAAGUCGUAAACAUUACAAAUUUUAGUUCUAUUUUUGGCUUACUGUGUGAACACAAUCAAUGAUUAGCUUCAUCUAUGACAUAAAAUUUUGAAAUAAUACAGAUUUUUAUCCCACAAAGCAUAUCAACACAUAAAUUUCAAUAAAAUUGUCAAACCUAGGUCAAAGAGGUGUAGCCAUUUUAACGUAUGUAUAGCAUGAUUGGAUUCAAAUUGGGCUUUUUUUUAACAUGCAUGUCCAUGUAAUAUUAUUGCCCUUACAAGUUCUAUGUAAAAAUGGAAUUAAAUUUGUAUAGAGUUGUUUUAAUUGUGAUUUCUUGAUCUAUUCAACCUACGUUUGUCCUUCUUGCUUCCAUAUCUAUAUUAAGAGGAUAUUUUUGAUAUGCUUAAAUUGUUAUAAAAUAUAUUAUACAUAAAAUAUAUUGUUAAGUGUACAUAAUUUUUCAGCUUUUUUUUGCAAAAUUUUUACUCACCUAUUUGUUAUUGAAUAUUUUUCAUCUUUGAUUCAAUAAUUCUGUCGUAUAUAAUAAUUCUAUUAUAUUGUUAUUUUUAUUAUCUUUUUUCUGUUUCUUCACCAUCUCUUUUAACAAAUCUCUCAUUGAUGUAGAUGCUCAGAUUUAGACAAUGCAAUUCAUGGCGACCAAGUUACUUGUAUAACGUUAAUAACCUAUGACCAUUUAUAGUCUAGGCCUACCCAAUUUAUUUUACCGCUAAAUAUUUAUUAUUAUUAUUAUUAUUACACAUGAAAUAUAUUAAACUCUGGUGAACUCGAUAAGUUCAGCUCUUUAAACACGAUCUUAUAAUGGUGGCCCAUUAUGUCAAAGAUCAAUAAAUGGAAAUUCGAACUCGGAUCUUGCAACUGGGAAAGAGGAGUUAUAAGCUACUUUAAUAUGUUUGGUUUUUUUUUACCAAAACAAAUAUGUGUUAAAAGACUAAAUUGCUUUCUGUUAUUAUCAGUUAUUGCUGUGCUAGUUAACUUUGAGUGCCAAAAUUGUACUGAGACCCAGUGACAACCCAUUACUAAUUUGACUAAACGUGCUUGCCAGAAAUAAUGCAGUUGAAUUAUGAUUUUUGGCAGUUGGCUGGAUAUUACCGACACAGGGAAAUCGACAAUAUUCCAAGAAGACAUAACAACUUAACUUUGCAGUGAAACGUGGAUACAAGGGCUAAAAAUCAAGGCAGUAAUGGGCUACUUUAGCAGACACGCGCGCCGUUCAGCGUCACCCCAUGAAGGAGAGAAUCCUGCUUGUAAGAUCCUUCUCUGCUCGCAAUGCAGUUUCCCGUUAUUUUGCAGUUUGGUGAUGACGGGAAAUGUGUUGCUUAUGCCUUCUUGAACCAACCACUUUUUAUAACAUCGUGAUUUUCAGCAUGCCCAGCAUGUUCAUUGCGUCUCAGUAUAUAUUAUGCCAAAAAGGGAACACAAGUUACACAAUUGCUGUUCUUUAAAAUAUUAAGAUCAACAAUAAGUACUAUAUUAUUACUGCAACAAUUAUUACUUUUUGUUUGUUUAAAAAUAUAAUAUCAUCAUGACUUCUUAUUGUUUGUUAUUAGAAGAAUAUGCCCCACUACUUUGUUAUCCAUCGCCAGACGAAGUUAUGGGAAAGAUACUGAAAUGGGGUCCGUCCGUCUGUCCCCGUUUUUGUUUCCAGAGUAUAGCACGAAACCUUCCACACAUAUCAUACUAGUAUAGUAGUUUUGCUUUUUGUUAAUUAAUUUCUCGGAAUUUUAAAUUUGUGUUUCCAUGAAAACAGAUUUUGGUAUACAAUUCAAGAUAUCUUUGUGGAACAUAAUUGAACUUCUGGUACUAUUUGUUAUGCACCUUAUAGCAUGUACACUGGUAGUAUUUCAUAGUUUCGAUUAUCAAAAAAAAACUAAACAGAAUGUCAAUCUCUGUAGCUUCCAAAGCAUAUCAUAAGGUCUGUCAUUGAGUCAACUGGCAUGGUUUCGAUUCCCCGGUUGUACGUGACAAGGAGUGAGGUCGCCUGUCCAACCUCGUGGGUUUUCUCCGGGUCCCCCGGCUUCCUCCCACGCGCAAGCAAAUUACUAAAAUAAAAUUGAACUAUAUGUUAGUUCCGAAGUGACCUAGUUUGUGUCGAGUGGACGUUAAAUCCCAUCUCUCUCUCUUUCUCUGUCUCUCUCUCAAAAACUUGUUUUCACGGCAAUGUAUAUAGGCCUAUUGCUUUGUUUUUAUAAGAAAAUAUAUAUAUAUGAUAUUAAAACUGGAAAACCCUUUUAUUAUUCUGUUAAAAGCACAAAUCUAUUAUUUUUCUACAAGAUAUUAUAUGUAACUAUAAGAGAAUAAAGUGAUAUUAUGUAUGAAAUAUAAAAAGCGACAACAGCGUCUUGAGAGAAAACUUGGCGCCAUUCCAUUAAUCUUUUCUUUUACAUCUUUUCUCUUUAAAUACAACUCAUAAGAAUAAAAGCAGUUACCAAGAUUUUA